AUGGGAAAACCAAACUAUAGUGUGGAGGUAGGAUCUCCUGCAAACGCGAAUGAAACGGCUCCGCGCCGGAACUACAAGGCCGCCAAAGCUCCAUGGACUCACCCUCCAGGAAAGCCCCAUAUCAAGACUAUCUACGACUUUUUCGAGGACGCAGUGAAGGAGUUCGGUCCGCGCCGAUAUAUGGGUACCCGAAAGCUCCUCAAGACCCACAAUGAGGAGAAGGAAGUUAAGAAGGUUGUGAACGGCGAAGAGACGACUGUCACCAAGACGUGGCAAUACUUUGAAAUGGGCCCCUAUGAAUGGAACACUUAUGAGCAAGCUUUUGAGACUGCCUCGCAUAUAUCCUCUGGUCUUGUCAAGCUCGGCGUCAAGCCUGGCCGUGAGCGAUUCCACCUGUACCUUGCGUCUUGUGCCGACUGGCUGUUGACAUUCCUGGCUUUGUCCCGCCAGAAUAUCACUGCGGUCACUGCCUACGACACGUUGGGCAAUGCUGGUUUGCACAGCUCCAUCGAAGAAACGAGCACCGUUGGUAUUUUGGCUGAUCGGGGUCACUUCUGCACCCUGCUCAAAGUUCUCCCUUCCACUCCUUCCAUCCGCAUUGUUGUUUGGCGCGACACUGAGGGGCCUCUGGUCGGCAAGGAUCUAGAGGACUGCAAGAAACUUGAGGAGAUCCGCCAGGAUAUCAAGGUCUUGUCUCUUUCCGAACUCAUCAAGCUGGGUAAAGCAAACCCGGCUGAGCCUACUCGUCCUAAGGACCACGACAAGUGCUGUAUCAUGUAUACUUCGGGUUCCGUCGGAAAGCCCAAGGGUGUUAUUCUUCUGCAUUCUACUGUUGUUGCUGGUGUUAGUGGUGCUGUUGGCAACGUUUCCGCUAUCACUUCUAGCGACACUUUCUUGAAUAUUCUUCCUCUCGCACACAUUUUCGAGCUUACAGCUGAGUUGAUCUCUCUUUACAAUGGUUGCAGUUUGGGCUACGGUACUCCCAAAACCGUCAGUGAUGCUAACAUGCGCAACUGUAAAGGUGAUAUCCGCGAGCUGCGUCCCACUCUCAUGGCAGCUGUCCCGGCUGUUUUUGAGGCUAUCAAGAAGGGUAUCCUUGCCAACGUUCGUAAGCUAUCGCCUACAAUGCAGGGUGUUUUCUGGCGUUCAUACCGUUUGAAGGUGAAGAUGGAUUCAUGGGGUCUGCCCACGCCUAUUCUGAACGCUGUUGUGUUCCGUAAGAUCAAGGAAGCUACAGGUGGCCGUUUGCGUUUCAUUAUGGCCGGUGGUGCAGCUUUGUCCGCCGACACUCGUCUUUUCCUCAACACACUCGUUGCCCCUCUGGCAAUUGGCUACGGUUUGACUGAGACUAACGCUAUGGCGUGCCUGAUGGAUCUCAACCACAUUGAUCUUGACACUUCGGGUGAGCUUACUCCAGUUGUCACCGCCAAGCUGGUUACCGUAGAGGAUGCGGGGUAUUACGCAAAGAACCUACAGGGUGAGGUGUAUUUGCGAGGUCCGUGCAUUUCUCCCGGCUACUACAACAAUGAAGAGGAGACAAAGGAGGCGUUCACUUCUGAUGGGUGGUUCAAGACUGGUGAUAUCGCCGAGUGGACUGAUAGAGGUUGCCUACGACUGGUUGAUCGCCGCAAGAACCUCGUUAAGACCGCCAAUGGUGAGUACCUUGCCUUGGAGCGCCUGGAGUCUCUCUAUCGUUCUGACGAGUAUGUCCUUAACUUGUGUCUGUUCGCUGACGAUCAACACGUGCACCCCGUUGCUGUUGUUGUCCCGAACCCAGUCACCAUCAAGGAGCUUUGCGAGAAGAAGAAGCUCAAGUACGACGAGGACGUUGUCAACAACCCCAAGAUCUAUAAAGAGGUUCUCAAGUCCCUUCAGCAGACCGGUCGUGCGAACGACCUCAAGGGCUUUGAGCUGAUUGCCGGCAUCACAUUCGAUGAGGAGUGGACCCCCCAGAACGGCUUUGUGAGCAGUGCUCAGAAGGUCCAGCGCCGUAAGAUCAAGGAGCACAACCAGGAGGGUCUCGCAAAGGCAUUCGAGGACGCUUAA
Wickerhamiella sorbophila is the source of this 2046-nucleotide messenger RNA. Its product is annotated as Long-chain-fatty-acid--CoA ligase 1. Gene Ontology annotation, biological process: long-chain fatty acid metabolic process; long-chain fatty-acyl-CoA metabolic process. The coding region runs from base 1 to 2046 and encodes 681 amino acids. The record is from RefSeq and is a predicted model, not a curated record. Gene Ontology annotation, molecular function: long-chain fatty acid-CoA ligase activity. Gene Ontology annotation, cellular component: lipid droplet; endoplasmic reticulum; plasma membrane. The transcript has a single exon. NCBI's taxonomy places the organism in Eukaryota, Fungi, Ascomycota, Dipodascomycetes, Dipodascales, Trichomonascaceae.